This is a messenger RNA of Spirometra erinaceieuropaei, 327 nucleotides long. The record is from the annotation of a GenBank genome assembly. NCBI's taxonomy places the organism in Eukaryota, Metazoa, Platyhelminthes, Cestoda, Diphyllobothriidea, Diphyllobothriidae.
AUGGAUUUCUUCUUCGCCGCCCGCGGGAACUUUGGUCUUAUCAUCGACACGGAGAAGACGGUGGUUAUGCACCAACCGCCGUCCAACACAGCUCCCCACAAUGCGCCGCAAAUAAGCGUGAACGAGACCCAAUUGCAAGUUGUGAGAACCUUCACGUAUCUGGACAGUACCCUCUACCGCGGCACCAAACUCGACGACGAAGAAGCCCGCUGGAUUUCCAAGGCCAGUCACUCCCUACGUCGUCAUCAGAACACAGUUAGGAAUCGUUACGCUCUUCCGUUCAGCCCGAAAAUUAAGAUGUAUAAGGCUGUCAUCUUCCCGACAUAG